Molecule: messenger RNA, 609 nt
Organism: Porites lobata
Lineage: Eukaryota; Metazoa; Cnidaria; Anthozoa; Scleractinia; Poritidae
Source: the annotation of a GenBank genome assembly
AUGGACACAGAUGACGAAGAAGAAGAAAUCGAGUCUGAAACCGAAGAAGAUGGUGCCUUUAUUGACGUUGACGUAGAAGAACAAGGUGCCUCGUUUUACAGGGCCUCAGAUCGUGAACAAGAGGAUCAGAGUGAAAAUGAUGUCGAGUGUGAAUAUGACAGAUCAGAGGACAACAGCCCAGAACCUAAGAAGAAAAAAGUACACCCUUUAAAGAAACUGAGAGAUCGUUUCCAAGAAUAUCUGCAAGAACUUCCUGUCCUGGGCUUCAAUUCUGGUAAAUAUGACUUGAAUGCCGUCAAAGAAUUUCUGUUUCCCGUCCUAGUCCAGAAUGAAGGCGUUCGUUUUACUAUCAAACGUAACCAUAACUUCAUGUGCCUAAAGACCCCACAUCUUCGCUUCCUCGACGUCACCAACUUUCCUGCUCCCGGUUUCAGCUACGACAAAUUUCUGAAAGCCUACGAGUGUCCUCAAACCAAAGGGUUCUUUCCUUAUCAGUGGCUGGAUUCUCUGGAGAAAUUAGAACACCCUUCGCUUCCACCUCACGAAGCCUUCUUUUCUACGUUAAAAAACAAGAACAUUUCUGAUGAAGACUACCAGUACUGUCAACAA